This is a messenger RNA of Panicum hallii, 1560 nucleotides long. RefSeq names its product probable protein phosphatase 2C 44. NCBI's taxonomy places the organism in Eukaryota, Viridiplantae, Streptophyta, Magnoliopsida, Poales, Poaceae. Gene Ontology annotation, biological process: protein dephosphorylation. The transcript is spliced from 5 exons. Gene Ontology annotation, molecular function: protein serine/threonine phosphatase activity. The record is from RefSeq and is a predicted model, not a curated record. The coding region runs from base 145 to 1128 and encodes 327 amino acids. Gene Ontology annotation, cellular component: cytosol; nucleus.
CGUUAACCACAAGGGAGCUCAUGAACAGAGACGGGGGGAGAGAAAGAAAUGGGGAAAGAAAUUCACGGGCACUCCAAUGUAAAGUAGAGCCAACAGGAGCACGAGGGAACCGAGGAGACCGACCCAACCAGUGCUGCGGCGGCCAUGAUCGGCGGGCAGGCGGCGGACAGCCAGCCGCCGUCGGCGUCGGCGUCCUGCUCCUCGUCGUCCUCGUCCUCGCCGUCGGGCCCCGGGGCCGGGGGCGGCGCCCGCCUCCACCGCAGCAAGAGGCGGCCCGACAUCCUCAACAUGCUCAUGACCGCAGCAUGUCUCAGUACAUCAUCAUCUGAUACUGGAAAAGGACAAAGUAAGUUGUCAAGCAACAAAGUAACACACGGAUUUCACUUAGUGGAAGGAAGAUCUGGCCAUGACAUGGAAGACUACCAUGUAGCAGAGUACAGAUAUGAAAAUGAUCACGAACUUGGUCUGUUUGCCAUUUAUGAUGGCCAUUUGGGAGAUAGCGUGGCCAGUUAUUUGAAAGCUAAUCUUUUUAACAACAUACUGAAAGAGCCUCUCUUCUGGUCGGACCCUCAAGAAGCCAUUAAAAAUGCAUACAGCUCUACAAACAAAUAUAUUCUGGAAAACUCUAAACAACUAGGACCAGGAGGUUCAACAGCAGUUACUGCUAUUGUAGUUGAUGGUAAAGAUUUGUGGAUAGCAAAUAUAGGUGAUUCAAGAGCUGUUGUGUGUGAAAGAGGUACUGCUAAUCAGCUUACUGUUGAUCAUGAACCCCAUACAACUAAUGAACGAAAAAGGAUUGAAAAGCAAGGUGGUUUUGUUUCUACUUUUCCCGGUGAUGUUCCUCGCGUAAAUGGCCAACUUGCCGUUGCAAGAGCUUUUGGUGAUCAGAGCCUCAAGGCACACUUGAGCUCAGAACCGGAUGUUAAGCAUAUACAGAUAAACUCGAGUAUUGAAUUUGUCAUACUUGCCAGUGAUGGAUUAUGGAAGGUAAUGAAGAACCAAGAAGCUAUUGAUCUGGUGAAGUCAACCAAGGACCCACAAACAGCAGCGAAGCGACUAACGUCCGAGGCCCUGGGGAGGAUGAGCAAGGACGAUAUCUCAUGCAUCGUCAUCCGGUUCCGAUGCUGAGUCUAUCUCGGACCAUCCAUCUACAGAGUCUGGACCUGUCACAUUCCGCCUUAUCUACAUCCACGGAAUUGUCUCCUCCUAUACCAGGUCUGGGUACAUUGUAGCUGGUGAAGUCUGGAUCUGUCGCAGCUCAGAACCAGAGUGGGCAGAUUCUUGACCAAAUGAAAACUGUUGGGUUGGGUGUUUUCAGCCUCUGUAGGCUGUUUUUUUUCUUCUUCUUGUGCAUAUAUAUACACACGUUAGAAGCAAAAAAAUACUGUCGGACCGGAGACUCGAAAUAAUUAACCGCCCAAAUUGAAGAUGCAAAGACGGUACAGAAUAUAUGUAAGGUUGUAGACUCGUAGUGAUAGUUUGGUGAUUGCUUUUUGUGACUCGUGUGUGUUUGUGUGUAUAUGUAAACAACUUGGGAUAAAGUACACUCUGUUUGUGAGA